Messenger RNA from Vigna unguiculata (cowpea), 957 nucleotides. RefSeq names its product 22.0 kDa class IV heat shock protein-like. Lineage: Eukaryota; Viridiplantae; Streptophyta; Magnoliopsida; Fabales; Fabaceae. The record is from RefSeq and is a predicted model, not a curated record.
CUCCCAUUUCACUUCAUGGAUUCUUCAAGAACCUUGCUAACUUUUAACUUCAAGAACCGUGCUCUAUAUAUACGUGUGUACCUGUGUCAUCGAUCAUCGCAUGGUUGAAGACACACAAUUGCAGCGCAAACUCCAAUAAUUCUCGACUAUUAACCAUCAUUGUCUGUUUCUAGUUCCCAAAUGAGGCUACACCAACUCAUCUUGUUCCUGUUGUUGCUCUUUGUUGCCAAAGCAAACGGUUCUCUACUACCAUUCGAUCCUCCCAGAGGCAUUCUGGCGGAGCUCUUGUCUGAUCGAUUCCCAGACCCGUUUCAUGUGCUGGAACAGAUUCCAUUCGGGGUUGAGAAAGAUGAACAAUCGACGGUGAUGCCAGCUGCUAGAGUGGACUGGAAGGAGACCCCAGAGGGGCAUGAAAUAAUGGUGGACGUGCCAGGGUUGAAGAGGGAAGAGAUAAAGAUAGAAGUGGAAGAGAACAGGGUGCUGAGAGUGAGUGGCGAAAGGAAGAGAGAAGAGGAGAAGAAAGGGGAUCACUGGCACAGAGUGGAGAGGUCCUAUGGCAAGUUCUGGAGGCAGUUCAGGUUGCCACAAAAUGUGGACUUGGACAGUGUGAAGGCCAAGCUGGAGAAUGGGGUCCUCACUUUGACUCUCAACAAGUUGUCACCAGAAAAGAUCAAAGGUCCCAGGGUUGUCACCAUUGCAGGGGAGGAUCAGGAGCCACCCAAGCUCACCAAAGAUGGGGCCAAGCAGGAACUUUGAAUCAUCAUCUCAGUUCUUCUGUGUUUCACUGUCUCUGAUCAUAACAAGAAAAAAUUGGUUUCUGUGUCUGUGUUUACUUUUGUGAAUAAAAGGUUUCCACCACCACCUUUGGUGGAAUGUGUUACUUUUUCAUCUUUGCUGAUGAUCAUAUAAAGACUUCUCCUAUUGUAUAUCUAUGAUAUCUUCUACUUUUUUCUUUCU